Molecule: messenger RNA, 828 nt
Organism: Glarea lozoyensis ATCC 20868
Lineage: Eukaryota; Fungi; Ascomycota; Leotiomycetes; Helotiales; Helotiaceae
Exons: 3
Coding region: 1-828 (275 amino acids)
Source: RefSeq, a predicted model, not a curated record
AUGUUCAUUCUCCGGAACAUUUCCGUCACCAGUAUCUUGCUCAGUUCUCACAUUCUCUGCGAGGGGAUAACUCCAGCGGUGCCUUCUGCUACCUCGAUCUCUCCGUCAGCUAGCUAUAGCACGCCGAGGAUAACCACCACCUUCACGCAGCCAUCUCAAUGCACUAACGCCGGCUUCACUUCAAUUGAGGGAGAAUAUGAAACUGAGAUCUAUGAGCACCUCAUAGUCGUUAUCCAUCCGGGUAUUGAUCUGAAAUACACCACUUGCCUGCCACCGCAGCUCUACUCCAGCGUUCUCGCUGGAUUCGAUUCAACUUACCUCGGUCCUUUUGAAGCCCUGGUUUGCCCACAUAACUGGGAAAUCUUUAGAGAAAGACGCAACUCAAGUUACAUCAUGUGCUGCCCCAGAGGAUAUAAUUUAGGUCAUUCUAAUCUCGGUACACCUGAUCGUCCUGGCCGUGGCGCUGUUUGCUCUUCCUGGCUGGAGGGUGGUGCAGUAUUCGACGUUACGACACUUGGUUCUGAUCUGAAAGCAACUGUUAACCUAGCUACAGCAGGCCCUGACGGCACUACGGUUCUUGCGAGGUAUGCUUUUAAUGGUCAUACAUUCAAUGGUUCCGACUCUUCCUCGGCGACCAUAACGACACCCGCUUCCGGCACUGCUACCUCCUCGCUGUUAGUACCGAUUACUACGACAUCAUCUUUCAUUAGCACCUUGCUGUCGCCAUCUCAACCCACUGCUACGUCGUUGACAACAAGAACCAUUUUUUCAGGUUGCCUGAAAGUAUUCAAUGUCUUCUUGUUCAUCCUUUCUUUUGUCUCCAUUUAG